CCAAUAGCCAUAGACAGCUCACCAAACCAUUCGCACUCUGUUUCUCUCCAUUUCUUCUUCCCGGAAGAUCCACCGGAGAAUAAAUCGCCGGAGUUAGAAUGCUCGGAAUUUCGUAUGGUGAACUAUUCCUCCUGCUGGGAGCUACGGCUGCUCUUAUCGGGCCAAAGGAUCUGCCGAUUAUAGCUAGAACAGCGGGGAGGUUAGCUGGGCGUGCGAUUGGAUAUGUUCAAAUGGCACGUGGUCAAUUCGAAAGCGUUAUGCAGCAAUCUCAAGCUCGCCAGGUGCAUAAAGAACUGCAAGAUACAAUGGCUCAAUUAGAAGCCAUACGCCAUGAAAUUCGGUCCAUCUCCUUCAUGAAUCCUGGUCCCUUGACAACAAGGCUAGUGGACAAUAUUGCUAGCCAACCACCCAUUAAAAAUGUGGACAAGGAAUCUUCAAAACCCACUGAAGAGGGCACAGUCAGAGUUGAGAGCACAGAGACUACUAGCAUGGCCAAGGAUCACAGUUCAACAACCUCCCCACUUUCUGAUAUACAUAGCCAAGCAACUGCAUAUGCAAGAUUUGCUGAAUCCACUCACUUAACUGCAAAUUCCAUGGAUGAAGUUCUUAGUGAACUAAAGGAUGAUUCCGGUCAGUUCAUUGUUCUUCCGAUAUCAGCUGAAAGUGCAAACUUGUUGCCCAGUCGAAAAGAUGACUUAAGGGGAUCUGACAUAUUGUUGGAGGCAGUACUUGAGGAGGAUGUGGCACGCAAUGCAAAGAACUUUUUCUCUCAGGCUCAAAACCAAAUAAAAAGUGAAUGAAUAGGAGCCAGAUGUGGUGGCCUUCUGAAGGCUUGCAGCAGUCUCCUUUGUUUCUAGCUCUAACUGUAGGAGCCUGGAAGUGGAGUUUCUUCUCAAAGUAAAAUGUGAUGAUAGUGAGAAUCACAAAAUAUUAAUUGUCAGUACCACCAUCUCCACGUAAAACUGUAGUAUCUAUACUCUGGUGGGCUGGCUUCGAUCAGGCUUAUAUUCGGGUACAUGGAGACGUACUGUUUUCAAGUACAUAAUUAGCAAUAGCUUAACUCCUUUUCUCCUUUGGGGCACUUGUAACUAUAUGUUUGAUUAAAAAUCACUCAUGGCUAGGUUGGCAUUCUAGCUUCAAACUUCUUGACGAAAAUUCAAAGUUUUCAUGCCAUAUGAGAUAAAUUAGAACAAGUUAAGGGAA
Molecule: messenger RNA, 1203 nt
Organism: Sesamum indicum (sesame)
Lineage: Eukaryota; Viridiplantae; Streptophyta; Magnoliopsida; Lamiales; Pedaliaceae
Source: RefSeq, a predicted model, not a curated record